AUGGCGUCAAUUUCCGCUACAGACCAGCUGGUCAACAUUAAGAAAGUGAUGACUCGCAGUAUGACAAUAGCAGCAGCGAGUGGUUGGGAAUGGAAGGGACAAUAUCCCUCCCCAAUGGGGGCCAAUGGUAUUAUUCUACGGAAUCAUUCGUACAGGGAACAGGGGUUUGCAAGGUUCAACUUCAUCUGCUAUCCGUUGGGACCCCAACCAGUCUCCCCUGUUAAUUGGAGAGAGAGGGGUCGAAGGAUUCGUUCAAUGAAACUGGCUCGACAGUCAGGCUAUCGCGACCUAUUAUGGGAUAAAGAAGUAUGCCCUGAUUGGGAAAGAGCACAUUUCGAUGGCAAAACAGACAAGGUUGUGACAAUAUGUACUCGAUUUCCGUCAAGCGUUCAAACUUCACGAUGUGCUGCUGACAGACCUGAUCCAACAAAUUAUGAUACUCUAUCUGUGGAUGCUUUAGGUUACCAUCAUCUUAGUAACGUAGCACAGCACCUGCCAAAGUUGGACAUCGAGCCAAACGGACCCCUGAGAUUGCUCAACAUGAUUCUGGAUCCCAAAGAUCCAUGCAAUGACAAGAAAACCAUCUCGACGCAUGACCCGAGGAUUGCCUUCAACACUACCGUUUCCGAGUUGCCAAACAUGGACACUUCAGAACGCCUUCUCACUAGGGGUGCCAGUAACGUCCAACAUCCUGAGAUUUAUGGACGCGGCGACGCCGUCAGUCUUGACUGUUUCUGCAGGUCUCUCAAAAUCACCACUGUCAAUGAUGAGUCCAUACCGGAGAGUAUUCGGACGAGAGCAGCGGAGCCAAGAGUGAGUGAAGCCCUGGAAGACAUUCAUAGUAACCCUGCGUCCAGGCCUCUUUAUAUUAUCACUGGGAUUAAAGUCGCUACGGGGGGUACUAUGGAUAGCGUGUGGCGUCAGUGGCCAGAUAGCAAGGCUCGUAUGGGUCAUGGUAACUAUCCUGAAGACGAGGUGAAGAACAUUACCGCAGUACCAGGAAGUAAGACGUUGGAAGUACGCGAACAUAGCGACUAUGUUGAUUUUAGAACCGUGGUUGAUCUUCUGCAAGACAUGGGUCGUGUGGAGGCGCCUCUUGUCCAGACGGAAUGA
Messenger RNA from Aspergillus welwitschiae, 1113 nucleotides. RefSeq lists its product as uncharacterized. The record is from RefSeq and is a predicted model, not a curated record. Lineage: Eukaryota; Fungi; Ascomycota; Eurotiomycetes; Eurotiales; Aspergillaceae. Bases 1 to 1113 code for a protein of 370 amino acids. The transcript is spliced from 7 exons.